Messenger RNA from Coregonus sp. 'balchen', 7676 nucleotides. Lineage: Eukaryota; Metazoa; Chordata; Actinopteri; Salmoniformes; Salmonidae. The record is from the annotation of a GenBank genome assembly.
CUGUCAGUAGUGCCGCGUGCAAAGAAAACUGGCAGGCUAUGCUGCGUAGGCGUACUCAUUAAAACGGAUAGUGCGCGCGCUCCUCCUCAGAACUUUUAUCUCCUCCACAGACCCACCUUAACCUACUCUCUGCAAUAUAGGCCUACAUGUCAUAGAGUAGGCAUUUUGUUUAAUGUUGUAGUGGGUUUUAGAGAGGGUUUAGUACGUUUAAAUUAACAGUUAUGGCGAAGUGGUCGGUUUUACUCUUUUACCUCCUCCAAGGACUGGCUCAUCUUAUUACUGGACAGCAGCAUCCACCGCGUGAGCGAGUAGGGCCUUGGCGGCAGAGGAUUCAGUGGGAGAAUAACGGUCAGGUGUACAGUCUAAUGAGCACCGGGUCAGAGUAUCACCCGCCGGCGCGCCCGAGGAGCCAGUCCACGGUAUAUGUGAGCACUAGGAGGGAUGGCACCGGUCAGACGCAGCCUGGAACGCGGGAAGGCAGAGUGGCUCACAUAAGAUCUGGACGAGUGGAAUCGAACUUAGGCGCGGGACAUUUACGGGACCAAACCAACAAUGUUCUAGAUCCUGGAUCUGUAGCUCUGGGACAUGACAAUGGGCAGUAUAUGGUGCCCAAUGCUCGGCAGUCAGGCGCCAGGCAGCAACCUGAGGUUCCAUACCGAGCGGGAGUGGCGGGGUCCCCUGGCGCAAGGCGCUACUCUCCAGAGUACACAUACCGAGUCAACGCCUCCGUCCACGCGCUGCUCCCCGAGUUCUCCGGUAGCGGGGUACCGAGGAGAGGAGCGCCAGUCACUCAGGAUGCUACCGGGGAUGCUCGCUCGGGGGUUCCUGCCUCUCCAUCCCGGGGAAGCGAGGUAGUGCCUGUGACGGGUGGAGAAUACCAACAGAUGCGCGCUGAGCCGGGAGCAUCUGUUUCCAGGCAAACCGCACUAACGGAACAUUCCAACUCAGGUAAUGUCGUCCCUAACGGUAGGGAUGCUCCUCCAGUACGCAGACCCGUUAACGGUGCUUUGACGUCGAUCGAGGCAGCGAGUAAUGGCGAGGACAUGGUCUCGGACGACCCUAGGAACCCUUUUAAAAACCACCGGAAUUCCGUUUUCUACAACAUGUACCCCUCCAGAGGCAGAACGCCGGUAGUGCGCACGCGGCGUCCCCCGGCGCCAGCUCCUGGCACUGGAUAUGGAACCAGAUAUUUCCAGAAUGGUGGGUAUGCUAAUUGGCGCGUGUGUAGAAUAGUACAUUUUCCUGGUGCAACAGUUAUAAGCGCUUAUAAAGCCAUAUUUAAUGCCGUUAUAUCUUUCCCAAGGGCUCCCAGACCUCGUCCCAGACCCGUAUGCCAUCCAGGCUGGUGCCUACAUCCAGCGGAUGCAGAUGUACUCGCUGCGCUGUGCAGCUGAGGAGAACUGUUUGGCGAGGUAAGCUAUAAGUGCCCAUGCAACUGGCUUUGUGUGCUAUGUUUUUCACAGUAUAUGUUCUGUAUAUCUCUUCAUCCACAAUACAUACACUUUAAGAAAACAAUCAGCAUUAUCCCAUUGUCUCUUAAAUUCCUGCAGUUAUAUCUUGUUAAUGUAAAUAAUGUUUUCAACUGGUAAUUUGUGACUCAAUAAGCAACAAACAGGAUCUCACUUAGCUACCACUGUUUUCCACUGCCAAUAAACGUAAAAUGUACUAAUUUUGACCAUUGCAAAUGUUUACAUGAUCUGAUAGGAUGACAGUUAAUGUAUCUUUCCAUAUGUGGUCUCUCCCAGAUCAGCGAGCACAGCCAGGGACAUAGACUACAGAGUACUGCUCCGCUUCCCCCAGAAAGUCAAGAACCAAGGCACCACUGACUUCCUUCCGGUCAAACCAAGACACCAGUGGGAAUGGCACAGCUGUCACCAGUAAGUAAAUCCAAGUAAAUUGCAUAUAGGAAGUAGAAAGAACUAGCUCUCCCUCAUUCCAUUGGAAUUAGUCACUCCUGACAGGCUAUAGUAACUGGCCAGUCAGGUAUUGUAUAACAACUCAACCUGGACUCAGGGAUAGACGUAACAUAGUACAUGUAAAUCCAAGACACUCCAAUUAGUAUGAUAUGUUACAUUUCGUAUGGUUACAUAAGACAAAAGGUUACUUAAAGGGACAUUUCAUAAAUGUUCAACCGCAUAUUCAUAAUCUCCAUAUACUAUUGGAAGACUGGAACUAUAGACAAAAUCAUUUUUGUCCAGAAUCUUUUUCUGAACUUAUUUUAUAAGAUUAGUAUACAUCAUCUACUCCUGUACUAUCGUUACUACCCUCUCCUCUAUCCUGCCUCAGACAUUAUCACAGUUAUGUACACUGUUAAAAUGACAUGCUUUGUAACACUAAAACUAGUGGAAACUCAGCUGCCACCACCUUAAAGAAGACAAAACCUUGACUUUGCUGGAGUAUGAAAACACAUGGUUGUGAGGGUAUUGGGACAGAUUUAAGGUGUACUGUAACAUUCAUCCUCAGGUGUUCUGAAACAUGACAUGGUGUGUUGUAACACCACAUAAUCAAGAGUUGUGCAACACCUUGCAAGAGACUGGGAGCACUAUGCCGGAAAAGGUUGAAAACACUAUCAUGGUGUUUCGAUUCCUGUCUAGUGCAGAAUUAGAUUCCUUCUGGAGUUUCCAGAUACUGUAAAUGGGAGUUCCUCUUCCUAUUGUAUAUUCCCUGCUCUUAUAUGGUGUGUUUAUAAACUCCUCAUUGGUAAUACCAAAAGGUCAAAUGUAUUAUACUCAAACAAAGGACACAAGAAAAUAUAGUUUUGUGAAAACACAAAUUAAUACAUUUGUCCAGGAUAAUGAUUAAUGAGUACAAAAUUACUUUUUCAAGACAUGAUUUUGAAGCUUCAAAUGAUUUACCUUUUCUCUGCAAAUUAUCACAUGUCAAAACCUUAACAGGUCUUUCAAUUUGUGUAUUGAUAAAGACAAUUCAAAGAUCUGUAUGGUAUUCAUCAUAUUAAUAUUCAUAAAAAUCAACGGAAAUAUGCCAUUAUAUUUUACAUUCAUGGAAAAUAAAUACAGGCAGUAGCUAUGUUUCCAUUAACCUUUCCAGUGAUUUUUUUGUCAACAUUUAGAAAGUUGACAAACAGAUGUGACAAUUGCCUGCUACGGUGCAUUUCCAUUGAACUGUCGUGUCGAUAAAAACUGUUGGACGUAAUGGUACCCCAAAAAAGUGUGUUGAAUAAAAAAUAAGUGGUUGAAGUGUUUCCAUUAUCUACUAAGACAAACUGCACAUUCAUUAAUUGGUGACAGCCUGUAUACCCUCCCAUCUAUCUGUUUCAUGUUCAGGUAACCCGCAAAAGCCAGCAUGGAAAGAAUGUAAGAUUUGACAAAUAUUUGUCAAACGUAUCGCCAGGGCCCGUGCAAUGGUGAAACUUGCACAACUGUAAAUCUGAAAUAAUUAGAUGGUGAAACUUGCAUCCAACCAACCAGAAAAGCAAGGCGAAGCAAUUCAGGCAUUUUUGAAGUCAAGACAAUCCUUGUCCUGCAAAUAAACAUUUUUAUAGUUGAAAAAUAGAUUUAGCAAGCAGUAGGCAUUUCAAAUUAAAUGUGGAGUGGAGCUUUAUAGUAACGUGAUGACAUCACAUGCCCUGCAUACCUUCAAAAUUAUUCAGCAAUCAUCAUUUAUUCUAAAAACACAGUUUCCAUCAUCAUUUGCGACAUUGCUUUUAUCGAAUAAACCUGGGUCAAUGGACACCUGUCUAAUGACUGCUAAUGUUAGCAGUAGCACUUAUACAAAACUUGUUAGUAGUAGCACUUCACAAACUUCAGCCCAGGGCUCAAUAUGAUCUACCAGUCAUCCAUUAUGCUAAUGCCGGGAUGGGCAACUUUGAUGGGGGUGGGUGCCACAAAAUCUGAACUCAUUAUGAGGGGCAACAGUGGCUCGCGGGUCUGCGCACCCACAUCCUUACCCACACAUGCAGUCAGAGCCGGUCCUAGCUUUUUGGGGGCCCUAAGUGACAUUUUGUUGGAGGGGCCACCCCACCUUGUGAGCAAAACAUUUUAGCCAAGGAGUUUUGAUGAAAAAAAGGGGAGAAAAAACCAUCUCUGAUAAUCACACGCUGCUAUUUAUUGCUGACCAACAGAUGUCACAAAUGUGUAUCGUGAACAGAAAAUGAAGUUCAGAGUAAUGAACAGUUUUUGCCGGCACAAUUUGGUGAAAGCGCCGAAGCCUAAAGAAAGCCUCAGUUUCCCAUCGCUAGUGAUAACUUUUUGUACUCACAUUUUCAUUGACAUACUUUCUUGGAUUGUUUUGGAGAGUUUCAUUUGCGCGUUUGGUGUGCUCUCAACUGUCUGAGUUUGUGAAGGACCCGUUUUCAUACUUAACCAUAGUGUUUGCUAGAGGGCACACCUGCCACGCAUGCCCUCUCUCCACCUCCAUGCCUCAGACUGGGUGAGUUUGCUUCUGAUAUUGGGGCCCAGGUUCCUCACACGGUACGUGGCUGUGUGGAUGAGUGGGUAAAAUUCCAAAUAAAUGUGUCAUCCCUUAGCAGUCGGGGGUUAAUUUCCCACUUCUGCCUGUCCAACUUUCACUCCUUCUCCGGCUCCUCCUGUUUCUAAUAUGUCUAAACAAAGCACAGAGCACAGAGCCUAUGGAGAAAAAUAUUCUCUAUAGGCUCUAUUCAGAUUUAAAAUAAAUUUAUCUAACGUUGGACUUAAAUCCAUAUUUCAUUGAGUCCAUGUUAAGUCUACUUAUUUCAAGUCUGAAUCGGGCCCCAUGUGCUCAGUUUAACAAGGCUGGUUAAGCACACCAAUUUAGUCCUGAAGACUGGCUUAAUAAUAAUAAUAAUAUGCCAUUUAGCAGACGCUUUUAUCCAAAGCGACUUACAGUCAUGCGUGCAACAUUUGUUGUGUAUGGGUGGUCUCAGGGAUCGAACCCACUACCUUGACGUUACAAGCGCUGUGCUCUACCAGCUGAGCUACAGAGGACCAGUGGCUUAGUGGACUCAGGCAGUGUUUCGACAAGCAGGAGACCCAGUGUCUUCUUUAAAUUGUUAAUCAAAAUAUUGAAUGAAAAUCAUCAAUCAAUAUGUAUUCUAUAAACCAAUAGCAUAAAUGAUUGAAUGAGAGACACACUCUGCCUAAAUAUUCUGUUUGUGUUUUGAUGCACUGAAACACCAAAAAGUGUUUUCACAACACUUUCUUUAAAAAAGUAGAACCACUUUCGAUGUUUCAGAGUACAUCCAUUCUGUUUUGAAACACAUUCUGUGUAUCAUAACAGUUACAUUGGGUUUACAUUCAAACACCCUCCAAACACCAGAUUUCAGCUUAGGUGCACAACUUUUCAUGGUUUUACUGCACAACGAUGGUAUAUACAGUACCUACUCAUUCCAGGGUUUUACUUUAGUUUUACUAUUUUCUACAUUGUAGAAUAAUAGUGAAGACAUCAAAAUGAUGAAAUAACACAUAUGGAAUCAUGUAGUAACCAAAAAAGUGAAAAACAAAUCAAAAUAUAUUUUAUAUUUGAGAUUCUUCAAAGUAGCCACCCUUUGCGUUGAUGACAGCUUUGCACACGCUUGGCAUUCUCUCAACCAGCUUCAUGAGGUAGUCACCUGGAAUGCAUUUGUGGAAUUUCUUUCCUUCUUAAUGCAUUUGAGCCAAUCAGUUGUGUUGUGACAAGGUAGGGGUGGUAUACAGAAGACAGCCCUAUUUGGUAAAAGACCAAGUCCAUAUUAUGGAAAGAACAGCUCAAAUAAGUAAAGAGAAACGACAGUCCAUCAUUACUUUAAGACAUGAAGGUCAGUCAAUACGGAAAAUGUCAAGAACUUUGAGUUUCUUCAAGUGCAGUCACAAACACCAUCAAGCGCUAUGAUGAAACUGGCUCUCAUGAGGACCGCCACAGGAAAGGAAGACCCAGAGUUACCUCUGCUGCUGCAGAGGAUAAGUUCGUUAGAGUUACCAGCCUCAGAAAUUGCAGCCAAAAUAAAUGCUUCACAGAGUUCAAGUAACAGACACAUCUCAACAUCAACUGUUCAGAGGAGACUGUGUGAAUCAGGCCUUCAUGGUCGAAUUACUGCAAUAAGAAGAAGAGAUUUACUUGGGCCAAGAAACACGAGCAAUGGACAUUAGACAAGUGGAAAUCUGUCCUUUGGUCUGAUGAGUCCAAAUUUGAUAUUUUUGGUUCCAACCCGCCGUGUCUUUGUGAGACGCAGAGUAGGUGAACGGAUAAUCUCCGCAUGUGUGGUUCCCACCGUAAAGCAUGGAGGAGGAGGUGUGAUGGUGUGGGGGUGCUUUGCUGGUGACACUGUCUGUGAUUUAUUUAGAAUUCAUGGCACACUUAACCAGCAUGGCUACCACAGCAUUCUGCAGCGAUAUGCCAUCCCAUCUGGUUCACGCUUAGUGGGACUAUCAUUUGUUUUUCAACAGGACAAUGACCAACACACCUCUAGGCUAUGUAAGGGCUAUUUGACCAAUAAGGAGAGUGAUGGAGUGCUGCAUUAGAUGACCUGGCCUCCACAAUCACCCGACCUCAACCCAAUUGAGAUGGUUUGGGAUGAGUUGGACCGCAGAGUGAAGGAAAAGCAGCCAACAAGUGCUCAGCAUAUGUGGGAAAUCCUUCAAGACUGUUGGAAAAGCAUUCCAGGUGAAGCUGGUUGAGAGAAUGCCAAGAGUGUGCAAAGCUGUCAUCAAGGCAAAGGGUGGCUACUUUGAAGAAUCUAAAAUCUAAAAUAUAUAUUGAUUUGUUUAACACUUUUUUGGUUACUACAUGAUUCCAUAUGUGUUUUUUUCAUAGUUUUGAUGUCUUCACUAUUAUUCUACAAUGUAGAAAAUAGUCAAAAUAAAGAAAAACCCUUGAAUGAGUAGGUGUGUCCAAAUUGUUUACUGGUUCUGUAUGUAAAAACUCCCUCCUUUCUCCUGCCCCAGACACUACCACAGUAUGGAUGCCUUCAGUAACUAUGAUCUGCUGGAGGUCACAACAGGAAGGAAGGUGGCAGAGGGACACAAGGCCAGUUUCUGUCUGGAGGACACGGGCUGUGAUGCUGGAUUCAGACGCCGCUAUGCAUGCACAGCACAUACACAGGUGAGUACUGCACUACAUAUAUAGAAACAUAACAUCAUGCCAUUUCGUGAAUAUACAGUUAUAGCCCAUAGACAGGUACGUAUGGCACGGGUACUACACAAAGUACUUAGGGCCCCUACUGAUGUAACAAAAGGCGAAUAUGAUCCACAUUUUGCUAUAACUGUGUUUUGUGUUGAACAGGGGCUGAGUCCAGGAUGUCAUGAUACCUAUGCUGCAAAUAUUGACUGUCAGUGGAUCGACAUCACUGAUGUUCCUACAGGAAACUACGUCCUGAGGGUAGCUACAUUAUAUGAUUAUUGUCUCUGUAUUGUUGGGAAGGGCUCGCAAGCAAACAUUUCACGGUAAAGUCUACACCAGUUGUAUUCGGUGCAUGUGACAAAUAAAACAUUUGAUUUGAUAUCUCUAAAGCUUACAACAGCAACUAUCUGUUUGGUAAUGAUAAACUUUAAAUAGUAUAAUUUUUUUGCCUAGUCUAAUCUGUAUAUGCUUUGGCCAUCUCAUCUAAGCAGUGUUGUUCACACAAGUCUUUAUUUUCUUAGGUCACAGUCAACCCCAGUUAUCAUGUACAAGAGUCGGACUAUUCCAACAAUGUGGUGAGAUGUGAUGUCACAUACACAGGUACUCAGGUUCAAACACGGAACUGUCGGGUAACCAGGUAA